This is a messenger RNA of Diabrotica virgifera virgifera (western corn rootworm), 598 nucleotides long. RefSeq lists its product as uncharacterized. The transcript is spliced from 2 exons. The record is from RefSeq and is a predicted model, not a curated record. Bases 15 to 572 code for a protein of 185 amino acids. Lineage: Eukaryota; Metazoa; Arthropoda; Insecta; Coleoptera; Chrysomelidae.
UUAUUCUGUUUAUUAUGGAUAAUAUUUCCGAACAAUUAAAACUAAUGGCGGAAAAUAAGGUCGAACAAGAAAGACGAGCGAAAUUAAUAACACAACUGUCGGGUAAAAAGUACGAUCUUCAGAAAUCGUUGAAGGAAACCGAAAGUGAGAUUGAUCUAAAACAAUGCGAGUUAGAGAAAGUUAAGAAGGAGGUGAUUACAUUGAGUUGCGAGCUGCCCUUAUGGCAGGAGAAGGAGAAAGUUGCUCGAGAAUGUUUCAGAGAUUUGGUGAGGCAGGUUGUUGAAAUGGAUGACAAGGUGACGUCAGUACAGACCGAUUUAUGGACCAGCAUCAACGAAUGGAUCACGUCCAGCUCCCAGCAGUUAAAGAAGAACGUUCUGGCUGGAAAUUCGACAAAGUCAAACAGUCCCGAGUUAGAGGAGAGAAUAAAACACGAGAGAAUCGAACAAAUCAAAUUAGAGGGCCAACUGGAGGCAGUGAAGGCCUACGAGAAGUUCCUUUACAGAAAAGUUGACGAGAUCCUACGUAUCAAGGAUAUUAUAGACGACGUGGAUAACCGUUGCAGCAUCUGAAUGCAGGAUGUACGUGGGAGAGAUGA